AUGGAGGCGACACUGUCCAGAAUACGGCCGUCGAGGCUGCAGCGCCUCGCCGGCUCCGCGACCUGCGCUGCCUGUGCCUCUUGCCCAUCAACCUCAUCGUCGACGACGAGGCGCUUCUCCGCCCUCAACCGCCCGGAGCCAAACUACCCGGGCCAUGUGCCGCUCACGAGGGUCGAGCGCCUCGGCAUGGCCGUCGGCGCCAGCGUCAUGUCCUUCUUCGACCCCUACCACCUCAUCGCCGCCACGGGCGAAGCCACCGCGACCCCCUACUUCAUCUACCGCCUCCGCGACGCCAUGCUCGCCGACCCGACCGGCCGGCGCAUCCUCCGCCAGCGCCCGCGCAUCACCUCGGAGUCGCUCUCCCUGCCCAAGCUGCGCGCCCUGCCCGCCAACACCGUCGGCCGCGCCUACGUGGGCUGGCUCGACCGCGAGGGCGUCUCGCCCGACACGCGCGCCGACGUGCGCUACAUCGACGACCCGGAGUGCGCGUACGUCAUGCAGCGCUACCGCGAGUGCCACGACUUCUACCACGCCGUCACGGGGCUGCCCAUCUGGCGCGAGGGCGAGGUCGCACUCAAGGCGUUCGAGUUUGCGAACACGCUCAUCCCCAUGACGGGGCUGAGCAUGUUUGCCGCCGCGACGCUCAAGCCCCAGGAGAGGCGUCGCUUUUUCAGCGUGUACCUCCCCUGGGCGGUGCGCAACGGCGCCCGCAGCAAGGAGCUCAUCAACGUCUUCUGGGAGGAGCAGCUGGAACGGGAUGUCGACGACCUGCGCAGGGAGCUGGGCAUCGAGCGGCCGCCCGACCUGCGGGAGAUUCGCAAGAGGGAGCGCGAGGAGAAGAAGCGGCUCAAGGAGAUACAGACCCAGGGCAUGUGA
Messenger RNA from Purpureocillium lilacinum, 876 nucleotides. The record is from RefSeq and is a predicted model, not a curated record. Lineage: Eukaryota; Fungi; Ascomycota; Sordariomycetes; Hypocreales; Ophiocordycipitaceae.